AUGAAGCUACAAAAUACUAACAAGAUAUCGUCUUUGUUGAUUUUAGCGAACCGGCCUUUGACAAUCGAGGAGCUGAGGGAUUCAAUAUCUUCCGAGUUGGAGGGCAACCCACCCUUGUGGAUCACCAGGAGACCAGGCAGAUACGGUGUGGACGUUUACAUUAACAACGCAAUGAUCCUCUUGGAGCAGAGCAAUUUCCAGUCGAAAUUGAAAGUUAACGGCGACACCAUGACUCAGGUCUUGCACAUCAUAAACGAAGUGUUGGAGCCUGUGCGAUCCAACUCAAUGGAAUCACCGGUCUACAACCCAAACGCUUUUCAAUUUCUGAACCAGAGCGAGAAUCUCAAUUUGGGCGACCAUCGCGUACGUACCUUCCGACAGCAGAUCGUCAUCGAGAAGAAGGAACUUAUCUACAAGGCUGAAGGUCGUUUUACUUUCUUCAUUCCCGUUGACGAGGGUUUCAAGCCGGUGCCGAGGCCACGAUUGAUUGAUAAGCUGGUGAUCGACGGGCACGUGAUACCCUCCGAGGUCCUCUUCACCGCACCGACGCCAGACAACGUGCAGUAUCCAACCCUCGUAUUCUCCGAUAAUCUGAAAGUCGUCAUCAGCUUUUCAAAGUCGCAAAAUAAAGUCUACGUUCAAUCGAACACACUGGUAGGCGAUGCGUCUCACACGAACGGAGUGGUGCUGGCGGAAAUAGUGAAGGGAAACAUUCCGGUGCGCAACGGCGUCGUUCAUCUGAUAGCACGACCGCUCAUGGUCGUCGACAACACCGUGCGGGGUUUCCUAGAGUCCUUCAAGGGCAUCGAAAAGGAGGAUGGACCGGUGUACAAGUUUUACGAGACCAUCCGCGAUUUCGGGGACGACAUCAUGACAACCAUCAGUCAUCUGCAUGACGUUACCCUCUUCGCGCCCAGCAACGAGGCACUGAACGAGCCGAACGUGAAGCAGAUGCUGCAAGACAAGAACCGCAUGAAGGAAAUCCUCAAACUCCACUACGUCAAGGAGCGACUAACCCUCGACAAGAUCAAGGACAAGAGUGUCAGCCAAAAAGCAAGAGACUUCGUCGGGAAGUCACAAGUCGGGGUGGCGACCGCCGCUGAGAAGAAGAAGCUCUACUUCAACGUGGUGCAGGGACCGAUGGAGAACCAGACCGUCACAGUGGAAGGCGGUGGCGUGAACGCCACCAUCAUCACCGCCAACAUCGCCGCCACCAAUGGGAUUAUCCACAUAAUCGACAGGCUUCUCGGGGUGCCCUACACCACCGUGCUCGACAAACUCAGGACUGAUCCGAUGCUCAACUCGACCUAUUUGCUGGGUCAACGACGUGGAUUCAAUGAUCAGUUGAACGAUACGAAGAAGCGAUUCACGUACUUCGCCCCGUACGACUACGCCUGGAAAGACGCGGCGAAUAACUAUCCAUCAACUACUAAGAAGCUCUUCAUGCCCGAGUUCAGUUAUCACACGAAGCAGAUAUUGGAGCGACAUCUCAUAAUAGCAGAUCAGGCGUACACGAUGGCGAAGCUGAAAGAAAUGAGCAACGAUACCCUCUACCUCCCAGCGGCCAGGGACAUUUUAAAGCUUCGUAUCAAGGAGCACAGCGAAAAUGAGAGGUACGACGAAAACGCAAUCCGUCCAGAAACAUCCGGCUACCAAGUGGAGUGGGAGGGCAAGAAGAUCCGCGUCAUCCGUCCGGACGUCGAGUGCACCAACGGCAUCAUCCACGUGAUUGGCUCUGUGUUCCUCAAGGAUAGCGACGUCCGGGUGACGGGCGGCGCGUCGCUGGCCACUCUGGCGCCCCAUCUAAUCAUGAUACUGAUAGCCAAGUGGCACCUGUAAAAGCCCUCAUCGCGUCGCAUCGUCUCGUAUCUGCGGCAGGUGCGUCUAUAGGAAUUCUCCUUGGGGGCCGUCUCCUAUCGUCCUCGAGCGGCGGCGACAACGACGACGCAACGCGGGUAGGCACGGUCGAUCGACCCGUUCGAUCGGACUCUCCGAAAGGACAUUUAUUGUGCACAGGGAAAUGAAGGGGAAAGGGGAGGGCGGGGAAAAUUUGAGAAUCCGAAGAUCCGAUGGUGACCGAGAAUCCGCGAGAUCAGAGAUCCAUGGGACUUAAACGAUCCGAGGAUCGACGGGGAUUCGCGG
Molecule: messenger RNA, 2142 nt
Organism: Trachymyrmex cornetzi
Lineage: Eukaryota; Metazoa; Arthropoda; Insecta; Hymenoptera; Formicidae
Gene: Fas1
Product: fasciclin 1 Fas1 domain-containing
Exons: 14
Coding region: 1-1839 (612 amino acids)
Biological process (GO): extracellular matrix organization; cell adhesion
Cellular component (GO): extracellular matrix
Molecular function (GO): cell adhesion molecule binding
Source: RefSeq, a predicted model, not a curated record